AUGAGCAUACAUCCUUCAAGAAAAGCCCUACUAGAUACAGGGAAAGAUUCAGAUGGGACAAUAUCAUUAAGCCAAGUUCCUCUUGCAAACAAUACAUUAUCUUCUUCUAAAGCUCGUGAUUAUGUUGAAUCACAAACACUUCGAAAUGUGGCCAAAUCAUUUGCAGUACCAACUAAUGACAUGGAUGUGCGCACUCGUUUGCGUAUGUUUGGCGAACCUAUCACACUUUUUGGAGAAGACAAGGCCGAUAGACGCGAACGUUUGCGUGCAUUAAUGCUUGAGCGAUACCAAAAUGGCCUCCCUGUUGGCGAUAAUAUUGAUAUGGAAGCUGAAAGUGAUGAAGAGGGCGGCGGGAAUGAAGGUGAAGAAGACGACGAAUUUUACACACCUGGCGGGUUUGAACUUUUAACAACCAGACGUGAUAUAUAUUUGAGCUCUACGAAAGCGGCAAAGCGGCGCUUGAGAUAUCAAAAGUUUAUCUCAUCUUUUCCUAUGUCGACAAUUAUUCCCUAUCGACGACAAAUCACACUAGACUUGCAAAAAAUUGACAUUUUAGGUAGUCAGUUUGUUUCUGAAAGACCAGCAUCAAUGGUCCGUUUCGCUCCAACGGGGAAACAUUUAGCUGUCUCAUCAUGGGCUGGCGAAAUCAAGAUAUAUGGAGUCCCUAAUCUUAACCAAAUUGAAAGUGUGGGAACAAUUAAAUUAGAUUCCGACAAGCCCUCGAUAGCAUGGGGACCAAGUUCCAGUUCUUCGCUUUUAGCGGCAGGGGAUUCUGACGGCACUAUUGGACUAUAUAACCUUACUCCAGCACUAAGUGAUGCCGCAGAUGGUAAUACUAAUGUGCGAGACCCGAUUGCUCAGUUCAAGGGUCAUGAACAGCGUAUUGCGCGUGUUGCCUUUCACCCUACAGGAAAGUAUCUAGGGUCUGCAUCAUAUGAUAUGACUUGGCGUCUAUGGGAUGCUGGUACAGGUCAAGAGCUUUUGAUGCAAGAAGGUCAUUCAAAAGAGGUGUUUGCUCUUAAGUUUCAUCCUGAUGGCUCGCUGUGUGGAACGGCUGGUUUGGACUGCGUCGCUAGAUUAUGGGACUUGCGUACUGGCAGAGGGAUCUUGUCCCUUGUUGGUCAUGCACGACCAAUUUAUGGACUAGAUAUUUCCCCAAAUGGGUACCAUGUUGUGACAGGCAGCGCGGAUGGGACGAUUAAAGUGUGGGACUUGCGGCAACAGCAACAGGUAUUUGAUAUUCCAGCGCAUACAAGUAUAGUUUCGGACGUUAAGUUUUAUUCCUCGGUAGAUGCUGUGCCGCGUGCGUUUUCCGAAAACUUUGGUGAGGACGCAAUCCUACCUGAGGUUAAUGAGGAUAACGUUAUAGGGCUGAAGAAGUAUCUCUCAGAGAGUGGAACCUAUCUCAUAUCAAGCUCUUAUGACCGUACUGUUAAAAUUUGGAACGCCGAUACUUGGACUCAUGUUUCAACACUGGAAGGCCACUCUGACAAGGUUAUGUCAGCAGACGUUGUGGGCGAUUUCGGUCCUAACAAACAAACAUACAUUGCUAGUAGUGGCUGGGAUAGAACUGUCAAACUAUGGACCAAAGAAGAUGACGAUGAAGAUAUUGAUAUGUAA
Molecule: messenger RNA, 1620 nt
Organism: Magnusiomyces paraingens
Lineage: Eukaryota; Fungi; Ascomycota; Dipodascomycetes; Dipodascales; Dipodascaceae
Exons: 3
Coding region: 1-1620 (539 amino acids)
Biological process (GO): mRNA splicing, via spliceosome
Cellular component (GO): U4/U6 x U5 tri-snRNP complex
Molecular function (GO): protein binding; U6 snRNA binding; U4 snRNA binding
Source: RefSeq, a predicted model, not a curated record